AUGUCGGCGGGAAGACUGACUUACACCUGGCUUGAGAAUGGCAGGCCUGCGAAGAUUCCAGCACCGUCGUACAUCGUCCGAGUUCAGAGAUGGAUAGUUGGCAAGAUUCAUGACCCAAACGUCUUCCCUACCGAGCCUCCUCCUUCGAUAGCUGCCACAGCCUUUAUAUCCGGCGAUACAAAUAGCAAUUCUCCUGUUCCAGGAACACCAAUAGCAGCUGGUCCAACCAAUUUGAGUCAGUCACAACUGUCGGGUAGGGACGACUGGGUUGGCAAAGCAUCUGGUUUUCACCAAAACUUUCACAACGACACAAGGGGUAUCAUUAAGCAGAUGUUCAGAUGCUACGCUCACCUUUACCACAACCACUACGAGAACCCAUACUGGCAUCUGGGUAGACACCUGGAGCUGAACAGCUGUUUUGUUCACUUCAUGACCGUCGCCAUGUAUUACGAUCUUCUGCCCAAGAAGGAUAUGGAGCCACUGCAAGGUCUCGUCGACAUCUUUAUUAGUCAGGGUGUUAUUCCGAAAGAAGCGGUUCAGCAGCAUCAGAGUUGA
Molecule: messenger RNA, 555 nt
Organism: Lithohypha guttulata
Lineage: Eukaryota; Fungi; Ascomycota; Eurotiomycetes; Chaetothyriales; Trichomeriaceae
Exons: 2
Coding region: 1-555 (184 amino acids)
Biological process (GO): signal transduction; positive regulation of protein phosphorylation; cell division
Cellular component (GO): nucleus; cytoplasm
Molecular function (GO): protein kinase activator activity
Source: RefSeq, a predicted model, not a curated record